This is a messenger RNA of Thalassophryne amazonica, 2804 nucleotides long. Its product is annotated as calcium/calmodulin-dependent protein kinase kinase 2-like. Gene Ontology annotation, molecular function: ATP binding; protein kinase activity. The record is from RefSeq and is a predicted model, not a curated record. Gene Ontology annotation, biological process: protein phosphorylation; activation of protein kinase activity; CAMKK-AMPK signaling cascade. The transcript has 17 exons. Bases 299 to 2035 code for a protein of 578 amino acids. NCBI's taxonomy places the organism in Eukaryota, Metazoa, Chordata, Actinopteri, Batrachoidiformes, Batrachoididae.
UAUGAAGUAUGCCAAGUGAGAGGAACAACGUCAGACGUUUACACAGAGAUGCUGGUAUUCGUUUUUAUGGACUGGCUGACUUGAAGGUAUUUUCCGGACACUUUAGGUCCGUGUAGUUCGGGCCUGUGUGUGUGUGUGCGCGCGCGCGCUCUCAUCUGGAUCGAUGCUUUCUAUCACACACACACACGGCUAGCUAGCUCUCGCCCCGGCACUGUAAUUCUGAGCUCGCACAGACCGAACAGGCACAUUAAGACUUCCAUCUGAUGGAGAAGUGGUUGUCGGUGCUUGAAGAAGUGCCAUGUUUCCUUGUCACGCUACCACCUGGCCCACUUCUGAGCCAGUGGCCUCCUGCGGGACUCAGGCAGCCUCAACACAGCCGUCACAACCUUUGCCUGAUCUGCUGUGCAGCUGUCCCGCACCACCUUUGAACACUCACUCUGAGACACCCUCCCCAGACCCUAUGGAGUCCCUCAUCGUGGUCACUGAAUACGAGUCGAGUCGACCAUCUGGUGAAUCUGGAAAAGAGGAGGAGGUGGAAGAGAUGGAUAGCUCUGAGAUGCUAGAGCCCACUUCAUCUAUGACGGCACCUUUCCGGACUCCAUCCUGUGACCUGCUGUCCCACAUGGUUGGUCGCCCAGAGGCUCUCCUACCUGACAACCAAGAACAAAGAGGAAGAUUAAAUCUGUCCGACAGGAAACUUUCUCUGCAGGAACGCUCACACACUGCAACAUCACCCUGUAGCUCCCCGGGACUCAAUGGCCGCUAUAUUUACCCAUCAUUGCCCUACUCUCCCAUCACAUCACCCCAUUCCUCGCCACGCUUGCCUCGACGACCCACUGUGGAGUCCCACAGUGUCUCCAUCAUUGAUCUGCAGGACUGUGUUCAGCUCAACCAGUACAAGCUGAAAGAUGAAAUUGGAAAGGGCUCUUACGGCGUUGUCAGGCUGGCUUACAAUGAAGAUGACAACACAUAUUAUGCUAUGAAGGUGUUGUCCAAGAAGAGGCUGAUGAGACAGGCAGGUUUUCCUCGGAGACCUCCCCCUCGUGGAGCAAAAGGAGGUCCUGAGGGUCCCCCUCAGCCUAAAGGACCCCUGGAGAGGGUCUAUCAAGAGAUUGCCAUCCUGAAAAAGCUGGAUCAUCAUAAUGUAGUCAAGCUAGUAGAGGUUUUGGAUGACCCCGGUGAGGACCAUCUGUACAUGGUGUUUGAGCUGGUCAAACAAGGAGCUGUGAUGGAGGUGCCAACAGAUAAACCUUUCAGUGAGGACCAAGCUCGUUUUUACUUCCAGGAUCUACUUAGGGGAAUUGAGUAUUUGCAUUACCAGAGGAUCAUCCACAGAGACAUCAAACCCUCAAAUCUGUUGGUGGGAGAAGAUGGACACAUUAAGAUCGCAGACUUUGGAGUCAGUAACCAGUUUGAGGGGGCAGACGCCCUCCUGACCAGCACCGUGGGAACGCCUGCUUUCCUUGCCCCUGAAGCGCUCUCUGAAACCAGGAAGAAUUUCUCUGGGAAGGCUUUGGACGUUUGGGCCAUGGGUGUGACUCUUUAUUGCUUCGUAUUUGGAGUGUGUCCUUUUAUGGAUGAACGUAUCCUCAGUCUUCAUCAGAAAAUCAAGACACAACCUGUGGAAUUACCUGAACAUGCUGCCGUAUCGGAGGAUCUCAAAGAUUUGCUGCUGAGGAUGCUGGACAAGAAUCCAGAGACCAGAAUAUCAAUCCCACAGAUUAAAGUGCACCCGUGGGUGACGAGGCACGGUGCCGAGCCGCUCCCCCCAGAAGAUGACAACUGUUGUACCUUGAUUGAGGUGACCGAGGAAGAGGUGGAAAAUUCCGUUAAGCAUAUCCCGAGCUUGGCCACCGUGAUCCUGGUGAGAACCAUGCUGAGAAAGCGUUCCUUUGGAAAUCCCUUUGACUGGGCCCGUAAGGAGGACCGUAGCGGCGUGUGCGCUCCAGGACAAACGCUCACGAAACAGGAAGGCGGGGAUGCCAGGAGGCAUGUGGAUCUGCCCUACGUGGGAGAGGAUCAGGCUCUUUCCUGAUGCAGGUUUAUUAAGCACACUGCCUGCAGUCACACAGCUUGACGGCCCUUUACUCACAGUUUUAUACUGCCAGCCUACACGUUUUCUUUCAGGUGGACAAACUGUGGCAGCAUUUUAAAAAUGUUCUUCUGUCUGUGUGGAAGGCUUGGUCUGAGGAUGUAGGAUUUGGGACUAUGACGUAGAAUUGUCUGGAAUCUUGAACGUGUCUUCGGCUCUCACCGCCGACUCCCUUCCCUCCUCCUAUCCUGCAUGCGUUUAUAUUCCCAGCAUGCUCUGUCUCAGGCUUCAACUGUACAGUCUGGUGUUUUGUUGUGAUUUUAACCACUUGUUUCUCCUCAUCUUUACUUGACAAUGAUUUCAGGUUUACAGGGCGCAGUGAUGGUCAACGGGGAGCGAAGGUUGUCUGUCUGUGACGGCCUCAAUCAUCACCUUGAUAUUUGCUUCACGAGAACAUGUUUCUUGACAGUGAUUGUCUGCUUCAGAGAAGCAGUGGCCAGUUUUGUAACAUAUUUUAGAGUGAGGACUUUGUACAGUUUAUCUGAAAUUGAAAAGACAAAAGCAUGUUUUUUGUCCCAGUGCAAAUAACUUACUAUAAGCUACAUACAGUAUUUAUAAUAUCUACAAACUCAUCACAUAACCUUUUUGAAGUUUUCCAUCUGUUCAAUGGUUUAUGUCUCCCAUUAUUUCUUAUUAAAGCCAUGCAAAGCUUUACAAAUGUUCAUAUGAUGGGCUUUGGACACAUGUCUUCACCACUUCAUAAAAAUAGCAA